Molecule: messenger RNA, 3499 nt
Organism: Notodromas monacha
Lineage: Eukaryota; Metazoa; Arthropoda; Ostracoda; Podocopida; Cyprididae
Source: the annotation of a GenBank genome assembly
AUGGGCCUUCGGUGGGUUGUGUGUCUUUUGUUCGUGUCGGUGUUGGCAGCGAAUGGCGAAGUUGAAAACGACAAUGGGGUCUUGACCGCAUUGGAUGCACCCUGGUGUGGUCAUUGUCGGGCUUUGGCACCGGAGUAUGAGAAAGCUGCGAAGACUCUGAAGGACGAUGGAUCAGACAUUGUUCUCGGCAAGGUUGAUGCCACUGUCGAGUCCGAUCUCGCUAGCGAGCAUGGUGUGCGAGGCUAUCCUACGCUUUUCUUCUUCCGCAACGGAAAAUCCAUCAGCUACACUGGUGGACGUCAAGCAGCUGACAUCGUAAGCUGGGUCCAGAAGAAGUCAGGGCCCCCAGCCAAGACCUUGGAAAGUGUGGAUGAUGCUAAGAGCUUCAUCGAGAAGAAUGACGUGGUCGUCGUGGGUUUCUUCAAGGAUCUCGCAGGCAGUGCCGCCAAGGCUUUCGUUGAGGCUGCCGGCUCUAAUGACGACUACCCAUUUGCCAUCACCAACGUGCAACAGAUUGCUGAGGAGCACCAAAUCGCCGAAGAUUCCGUUACUCUUUUUAAGAAGUUCGACGAUGGAAAGACUCCAUUUGACGGAGAGAUCUCAGUUGAAGCUGUGACGAAGUUCGUCCAAACCAACGCCCUUCCAUUGGUCGUCGAAUUCAACCAAGACACUGCCCAGAAGGUUUUCGGCGGCGACAUCAAGUCCCACGUUCUCAUCUUCGUCGGCAAGAGUGACAAGUCUGCCAACGAACUCCCACAUCUGUUGUCCGAAGACAUUCCAGAGGACUGGGAUAAGCACCCCGUGAAGGUCCUUGUGUCCAAGAACUUCGACGAAGUCGCACUGGACAAGGAGAAGGAUGUUUUGGUUGAGUUCUACGCUCCGUGGUGCGGACACUGCAAACAACUUGCCCCGAUCUACGAUCAGCUUGGUGAGAAGUACAAGGAAAAUGACAAGAUCGUCGUCGCCAAGAUGGACGCCACUACCAACGAACUUGAGCACACCAAGAUCCAGUCUUUCCCUACCUUGAAAUUGUACCGCAAGGGAGAUAAUAAGGCAAGUUUCUCGACAAGCUUUGAAUUCAUUGCUUUCGUUGAGGCUGCCGGCUCUAAUGACGACUACCCAUUUGCCAUCACCAACGUGCAACAGAUUGCUGAGGAGCACCAAAUCGCCGAAGAUUCCGUUACUCUUUUUAAGAAGUUCGACGAUGGAAAGACUCCAUUUGACGGAGAGAUCUCAGUUGAAGCUGUGACGAAGUUCGUCCAAACCAACGCUCUUCCAUUGGUCGUCGAAUUCAACCAAGACACUGCCCAGAAGGUUUUCGGCGGUGACAUCAAGUCCCACGUUCUCAUCUUCGUCGGCAAGAGUGACAAGUCUGCCAACGAACUCCCACAUCUGUUGUCCGAAGACAUUCCAGAGGACUGGGAUAAGCACCCCGUGAAGGUCCUUGUGUCCAAGAACUUCGACGAAGUCGCACUGGACAAGGAGAAGGAUGUUUUGGUUGAAUUCUACGCUCCGUGGUGCGGACACUGCAAACAACUUGCCCCGAUCUACGAUCAGCUUGGUGAGAAGUACAAGGAAAAUGACAAGAUCGUCGUCGCCAAGAUGGACGCUACUACCAACGAACUUGAGCACACCAAGAUCCAGUCUUUCCCUACCUUGAAAUUGUACCGCAAGGGAGAUAAUAAGGCAAGGUUGUGUCGAGUGUUCCUUCACAAUACAGAGGACAGAAUCAACGCCAAGAUGCCGACGAAAGUAAUCAACUAUCCCUCUGAAAAAGAGAAAAUCAAGGACUUCCUGGAAAAUUACAUGUCCAUGACCGACGAUGGCACUACCAUCCCGCACUUCGUCGAAACGCUUCGCAAACUCGCUCACCUGAUGUGCCGAGGUGAACUGACUCGUUUGGCGCAACCAGGAGACCACGUUUCCAUCACUGGGAUAUUUCUUCCUUUGGCACAAGCUGGGUUUCGAGGCAUGACCCAAGGCCUGAUGACCGACACUUAUCUUGAAGCUCAUCGCAUCGUUCGUUUGAACAAGACUGAGGACGAGGAACUCGAUUUGGGCGAACUCAGCCAGGAAGAGAUAAAUUUGGUGAAAGACGGAAACUUCUACGACAAGAUCGCUUCUUCGAUCGCGCCCGAGAUUUACGGUCACACUGACGUAAAGAAAGCAUUAUUGCUCUUGUUGGUUGGAGGAUCCGAUCGUGAAGCCCCUGGUGGAAUGAAGAUCCGUGGCAACGUGAACAUCCGUGGCAACGUGAACGUGUGUCUCAUGGGGGAUCCCGGAGUGGCGAAAUCUCAGCUUCUGGCGUAUGUUAAUCGUCUCACUCCUCGCGGAGUCUACACGACUGGACGAGGAUCCUCCGGAGUGGGUUUGACUGCGGCCGUGAUGCGGGAUCCGCUCACUGGUGAGAUGUGUUUGGAAGGUGGAGCCCUGGUGUUGGCGGAUCGAGGCGUGUGUUGCAUUGACGAGUUUGACAAGAUGCUGGACGCUGAUCGAACUGCGAUUCACGAAGUCAUGGAACAACAGACUGUGUCCAUUGCCAAGGCCGGCAUCCUGACCACGCUGAAUGCCCGCACCAGCAUUCUCGCUGCUGCGAACCCGGCCUACGGGAGAUACAAUCCCAAACGAUCCCUGGAGGCAAACAUCCAGCUGCCUGCAGCCCUCUUGUCUCGUUUCGACCUCCUCUGGUUGAUCCGGGAUCUGCCGGACCGGGACAACGACUUGCGACUCGCGGCCCAUGUGGCCUACGUGCACAAGAACAAGCGAGAGCCGCCCAUGGCCACGGAGCCCCUGUCCAUGGCGUCCAUGCGCCGGUACUUGGCCCGCUGCAAGGCCAUCAACGCCGUCAUCCCCAAACACCUCACCGAGUUCAUUGUGAGCACUUAUGUGGAGCUGAGGAAGGAGGCGCGGAAUGACAAGAAUGCCACGUUUACGAGUGCCCGGUCUUUGUUGGCCAUUUUGCGUCUCGCUACUGCUUUGGCGAGGUUGAGGCUGAACACGGAAGUGACGAAGCCGGAUGUUCUGGAGGCUGUCAGACUGAUGACCAUGUCGAAGGAUUCCCUGGUUCCGGAUCCGUCUCGUGUCGGAAGGGCCCAAUCUGUGACUGACGUGAUCUACGCACUCAUUCGAACCAUGGGCGAGGAAACCAGAACGCUCAAGAUUUCCGACAUCAAGGACCGUUGCGCUGCCAAAGGCUACAAGGCGAACCAAGUGGACGAAUGUCUGGAAUUAUAUCAAGAGUUGAACGUGUGGCAGAUCAACACCCAGAAGACACGACUGACCUUCAUUUAAAUACGAUUCCAGAUUUCUCUCUUUUUUUUUUUUGUGAAUUCCUGCACGGGUUUUUAUUUUUUAAACCAUCUGUUUUUCAUUUGUUUUAUCAUACGAUUUUUCAAGUUCAACUGUUUGAAUACUGUAUAUUUUAUAUUUUCUUCGAAUGAUUGAUUCUUCUGAAACAAGUUUUUCUUCUUUUCCGAAAAUGAAGUACAAUAUUAUUUCA